Penicillium angulare is the source of this 855-nucleotide messenger RNA. RefSeq names its product acetate uptake transporter family protein. The transcript has 3 exons. Gene Ontology annotation, molecular function: acetate transmembrane transporter activity. Bases 1 to 855 code for a protein of 284 amino acids. NCBI's taxonomy places the organism in Eukaryota, Fungi, Ascomycota, Eurotiomycetes, Eurotiales, Aspergillaceae. The record is from RefSeq and is a predicted model, not a curated record. Gene Ontology annotation, cellular component: plasma membrane.
AUGUCUAAUUCACAAUCCGACCCUUCCAAGCUGGAAUAUGGAGUCACAAAUGGUGACACCAUCACACCUCAACAUACAAACCGGUCUACACAAUUCGACAAUGGCCACUAUGGACCCCUGGCACAAGUCAAUACAGCAGGCACCCUCUAUCCUCCAUUCGCAGGACAGUUCCAACCGGGUACAUUCCGUCCUGGUCCUGUAGAGCAGCGCAAGAUUGCCAACCCGGCUCCAUUGGGCCUGUGUGGUUUCGCCAUGACAGCCUUUGUGCUUGGUUGUAUCACCAUGAAAACGCGCGGAAUCACGGAGCCUUAUAUGUUCGUAGGCCCUUCUUAUGCAUAUGGAGGCCUUGUUCAAAUUCUUUCCGGAAUGUGGGAAAUGGCCGUUGGGAACACAUUUGGCGCAACGGUGUUGACUUCAUACGGUGGAUUCUGGAUCGCAAUGGCAAUUACUUUCACUCCGGGUGGAUUUGAGAUUUCACAAGAGCUGGCCAAAGCCGAUAAUGGAUCUAUGGGGAUGUUCUAUGAUUCUCUCGGUCUUUUUCUUAUGGGAUGGUUCAUCUUCACUUUUCUGAUGAUGCUUUGCACAAUGAAGUCAACAGUCGUUUUCUUCUCGCUCUUCUUCUCACUCGAUUUGGCCUUUCUUCUUCUAGGAUUAGGCUACCUGAUCCGUGAUGACAGGGAAGAUCCAAACCAGAAAACCCUCACGGCUGGCGGCUUCUUCGCUCUUCUGGCCGCGUUCCUAGCUUGGUGGGCAGCCUUUGCCGGGGUCGCGGAUACCAGCAACAGCUUCUUUAUUGUCCCUGUCUGGCACUUCCCGUGGUCUGACAAGGGAAAGGCGUCCCGUAGGAAAGUGUGA